Messenger RNA from Anopheles darlingi, 1039 nucleotides. RefSeq lists its product as uncharacterized. Bases 64 to 825 code for a protein of 253 amino acids. The transcript has 6 exons. NCBI's taxonomy places the organism in Eukaryota, Metazoa, Arthropoda, Insecta, Diptera, Culicidae. The record is from RefSeq and is a predicted model, not a curated record.
CUUACAAAUGAUCCAGUUUCUGAUUCUAGUGCAUUAAAGGUGGUCCAUACGUACAUCAAAAGAAUGUCUAAGUUCAGUGUUACGUUGCUCUUCAUCGGGCUGUCGUUGUUAGUAUUUUGCGAUGGAUCUGCAUUGUCCAACGAGAGCUCCGAUUCGAAUGAAUACGAAGUGACGGGGAUUUUAGAAGAAGUACGCAAACAGUGUAAAAAAAACACAGGUUCCAAUGCCGCCUUCCGGGUAGUCAUUGAAUCAGUUGAAACGACUUUUAUGUGUAUAUCGAGAUUCGAAGCAGAUAAUUUCAUGAACGAUUUCAACCGACUUACCAACGCAACUCGAGGAAUAUUCUUUCCCAAAUACUGUCCUAAGGUGCGAUCACUCAUCUCUUGCCAUGACAAUAUGAUAGCUACUAUUCAAACAUGUCUCAAGGAGGGUACGAUCAAAAUGGUUCAGGCUUUGUAUGACAGCAUACCGGAAGCCUUGAACCUUGCGUGUAAAAACGAUGGAGAAAUAAUAUUCAAACUGAAAGACGUAAAACGCCAAAGGUGUAUAAUGCAGAAAGGUGAUCAAAUGUCGGCAUGUGUUAACACACUAAAAAAUAGCCUGAUUGGUGAUUGGGAGGAUUCCAAACUGACGCAGGAGCAGUGCAGCAUACUUACCAACUUCAGACAGUGCUUGAAGGACCAACUGGACCAUUGUGACUUGUCGGACAUUAUAAGCAUCUACGAUAUACGCAUGAAUGCUAUGUUGCGCCUUACGCCUUGUGGCAACCAUACUGAGGAGCAACAGGUCGGUCUUAUUGAAAGCAACUCGAUCGUGGAGGUUUAAAACAAAAGGCAAAAGUUCGGAGAUACAGCUGAUCCUUUCUUAUCUACUGAUGACGAAUAAUCUUUUUUUUUAUUUGUACUACUUUUGGGGUCUUUUAAUACUACUAUACUAUACUGAACUAUUUUUGUGCUCUUCUAAUGAAGUCUAUUAGCAAUAGAAUGUAACAGUAAAUGCUGCAGUCAAAUAAAAGAGUUCUAGUUAUCGCUCUGCUAAA